Molecule: messenger RNA, 3186 nt
Organism: Ostrinia nubilalis (European corn borer)
Lineage: Eukaryota; Metazoa; Arthropoda; Insecta; Lepidoptera; Crambidae
Exons: 4
Coding region: 78-1871 (597 amino acids)
Cellular component (GO): membrane
Molecular function (GO): monocarboxylic acid transmembrane transporter activity
Source: RefSeq, a predicted model, not a curated record
CACCCAUUCUCUAGUAGAUAAUUCAUUUGCUGCUUAGUCAAUUUAGUCAUGAUUUUGUUGUUUAUUGUGUGAAAACCAUGGAUAACCUUGGAAGUCAGGAAGUUAACCGAACAGAACGUCGCGAAACUCGUGUCCAGGAUUUACAUUUGGACAGAGUAGUGGCGACACAGCCCGAAAUCGGACCAACUCCUCCCGAUGGAGGCUACGGGUGGUUGAUCGUAGUGUCUGCAUCGAUAUACAACAGUACAAUCCCGAGUUUACUUACUCUUUACGGUUUGGUGAUCCUCAGAGCUAACAGGGAUGAGGAUCACGAUGAAGAGGAAUCGCGGAAGAUAUGGGAUAUGGAUAUAGCUUUAGUGCCGAUUAUUAUGGUGGUUAUAAGGCUCCUCCUGGAGUCGUGGUGCAGAGCGGUGGUGAAAAUCUUCAACAUGCCAAGGUUCAUGGGUCUGGCAGGGCUGUGCCUUACUGUCGCCGGGGUUCUGUUAUCUAGUUACUCAACAGAUACUUAUAGCAAUGACCACAUAGUGAAUAUAUUCUCAGGGAUAUUCGCAGGUACGGGAUGGGCUUUAACAGGACAACAGACAGAAGUUAUAAUAACUCAUUACUUCCGAGAAAAUCUCACGAUAGCUCAGAGAUUAGUUCGCAUGGCUCCAUCCAUAGGCAACUUCUUGGCUCCCCUCGUGAUCGGCUACCUUUGCACUGUGUAUAGUGGCGACAUCAUUGUAAUGAUAUAUGCGGCAAUUCUGAUGCAGAACUGUCUCUUCCUUGCUUCCUACACCAGGCCAGUCUACAUAGAGAAAGUCAUAAGAACAACCUACAACAUGCUCCGCGACGCAGCUGAAGAUGAAGACGAAGUCAUAUACUCCAAUCAAAACCAACCCAAUCCAGCACCUGCUGCACAAAACCCUCCACAGAGCGCAGCCCAGGAUGACGACAAUGAUGUCGUCGUUUUCAAAUCACGGAAUAAUGCUAGAGAAAUUCUAGACCCAGCUGUACAGUUUAGAGAAAGUAGCGUUGCUACAGUAAACGAUCAACAACAUCGGUUCUCUUCAGACUUCAGCUCGAUGUUUGCCGAAACUUCUUCUAACAGAUUCUCAUCCAACUUUGGGUCUAUGGAUAUCAUGAACUAUGCCGGAAGUGCCGGAACUCACAGAUAUCAGGAACUGGAAGACAUAGACAGGGAUAAUCAGAAUCCUCAACCUCUGUACAGGGAAACUACAGUAAAUGCACCUCAAAGCAACGUAGUAUUUGCCACUGAACCGACGGCCGGGACAAUCAGACGAACAGCAUCAUUGAAGAAGAAUUUGAUCACAAUAGCCAACAUGCUGAUGGACGUCAACUUUUAUUUGUACGCGCUGCUGCACCUUUGCACGACGUUUUCAAUCGUGGUCUUGGGAGUUUUCUUACCAGCGUUUGUUUGGGUGCAGGUCCCUCAGAAUAUUUGGUGGGUUGCAACGACGAUCGCGAUGGGACACGGCGCCGCUCUCUGCUUCAUAAUGCUUUGUCUCGCCAUGCCCAAGGACAUCAAUGAAAAAACUCGCCUCUGCGCCUUCUUCUGUGUGGUUGGCGCACUCGGAUUCUAUGGAAUCACCUUAUCAGGGAACAGGAGCUUGCUGAUCCUCUGGUGCAUGUUCGCCAGCAUUUCCACCGCUUCCUCCAGCAUCCUCCUACAGCCGCUAUACAACAGCACCCUCAACGAGUUCGAUACAACAGCCACCAUCACCGCAACUAACCUGAUUGUAGCUACCUUCAUCCUCACCUGGUCUUUGGUCAGGAACUACGAAUACAGAACCUGCUUUUUAACAGCUGCUAUUCUGCAGGCGGUCACCGCUGCGAUGUUCUUGGCGUUUUCUUUUAGAAGACGCAGAUAGUGCAAGAUAGUGCUUAUGAUCAGUUUUGUAUCGUAUUAUAGGCGUAGUUUCUGCUAAGGGGGUUUGACGAGGAAUUUGACGUGUGCUCCAAUAUUGUACGUACUUAUUGCGAUGCUACAUUGUUUCAUUAGAUUUAUACGCGUCAGAAAGCACGUUACGUCUAAAGCCUGGUCCGUGAGCACGUAGAAUUUUGUCCAAUGACCCCAAGCUACCCAUCCUUAUCGCUCGCGCGUAAUUAUGUUGCUGUCGCGCUCGCACACUCACUGUGGGCGCCCGUCGCACAGUCGCGACAAAAUUCUACGUGCUCAUGGACCAGGCUUUAGUGCAUCCCCGUCGAGUUAACUGCGCAUCUCGCUCUCGCGACUCUCCAUCGCACUCACCCGCACACCUCCCCGCGUUCGCCUCGUCCAUACCAGAGCGUCGAUGUGACGUCACGGCUGCCAAAUGCGCAGUUAGCUUGACCGGGCUGUACAGUAUAUUGAAACCUGUGGUAUACCAAUCUAUUGUAGAUCCGUCGCACAUGGUGGUAUAUGUUUAUAAAUUAUAUGGCCAUAAUAAAAACCCACCUCCUAGCUAUCUGUAUAAGUGAGUAUGUAAAUUACAUUAACUACCAGUGGCUCAGUCGAGACUCAAGAUUUUAGACUGAAAUAGAAGCGCUUUAAAAAGUUAAUCAUGACGAAGAAUAGUUAAUUUUUAUACAACUUACUUUAGAAAUAAGAAAAAUAAUGUUACCAUAAAGAAAAAUAUGUUUUCCAUUAAUCUAUUUAUUAAGAGAUCAGUUUUCCUAAUAUAAUAAUGGAGUUGAUAGAUAAAACGAUUUUAUGCGACUAUUCAUUAAAUUAGUUACACUAGGAUAAUUAUGGACAAACAUACAUGUCGAUCAAGAUUAUACAAAUAAUAAUAAAUAUCUGACUGCACUAUCUUUGCCGCAUUAAAAAAAAUACUUUAUAUUCUGUACCUACUUUUGGACUAAAAUAGCAGAAUUGGGCUAAUAAGAUCCAAUAUUUUUAUCAAUAGUGAUGUUGCUCUUAAUUAAAACAACCCAAAGAAUAUCGACAAAGUUAUUGCAGUCAGGUUUUACACUUUUCAUAGAUUAAAACGUGUAAACAAAUCUGCUGAAACAUCUAAAAACAAUAAAAAUUAUAGCACCACCAAUUAAAAAACGUAAUUUUCAACAAAUUGCGUGAAGUUUGUGUAUUAAAUAUAACAGCAGAUUCAAACAAAAUAAUUGUAAUUCAUUAUUUAAUAAAAGCUAUUCUAUUUUUAUGUAAAUUCGAAUAAAUAAAAUAUUUAUACAAAAAUGGUCAAAUGCUUA